AUGGAACGAAAAAAUGUUUUUGAACGGCGUUCUCCUUCACGCUCUCCAGAGUUACGUUCUUCGUCGGGACGUGGAUCCAAUGACCGCAGAUCAUCUAUGGACAGACGACAUUCUCGUUCGCCAUAUACUUCAAGAGGAUUUUAUUCCCGUUCUCCAUCUCCUAGACGCUACAGUUCUACAAUUCUCAUUGAAAAUAUCACGCGAAAUGUCACGAAGGAGCACAUAAAUGAAAUCUUUGGCGCAUAUGGAACUAUUGAUGAUAUUGACUUUCCAUUGUUCAGGAAAAGUCAUGAACCAAAAGGGUAUUGCUACGUGACAUACGCCUAUGCCGACCAAGCAGAAACAGCUGUUGAUCGGAUGAAUAGCGGUAUGCUCGACGGUGAAGAGCUUUUCGUCUCUUUACAAGAGCAACCUCAAAAAUAUGGUGACAGAAGAGAGCGUCAAGGAAGCUUCUACAAACCUGGAACAAAUUACCGUUCUCGGUAUUCUAGGAGCAUAUCUCGUAGUCGGUCUCGUUCUCCAUACAGAUCCCCCUCUCACUCGCGAUCUCCUUCACGGAGUCGAAUGUACGACGAUUUAGACAGCGAGAGGACUAAUGAUUUGGCUCCACGAAGAGCAGAAUACCAUUCUCGGUACCGGUAG
Schizosaccharomyces japonicus yFS275 is the source of this 642-nucleotide messenger RNA. RefSeq names its product RNA-binding protein. The coding region runs from base 1 to 642 and encodes 213 amino acids. Gene Ontology annotation, cellular component: nucleus. The transcript has 3 exons. The record is from RefSeq and is a predicted model, not a curated record. Gene Ontology annotation, molecular function: RNA binding; nucleic acid binding. NCBI's taxonomy places the organism in Eukaryota, Fungi, Ascomycota, Schizosaccharomycetes, Schizosaccharomycetales, Schizosaccharomycetaceae.